AUGUCGACGACUAUUGAGGCCGUCCAGAUAACACGCACCGAAGCUGGCGGCUCGCUUGCGGCAAAGUUGGGUCAGAAGAUGAGGCCCCAAGCAGUUCGUCGCGAUUUGGAGCUCAUGGCCCUGCGACGAGAUCGAGCCGCGCCGCGGGGGGGGGGGGGGGUUGGAGACACCGGCGUUGUUGAAAAGGACAUCGAGCCUGGUCUCGACCGCGGUGAAGCAUUCACUACCGGUUUGUAG
Messenger RNA from Penicillium antarcticum, 237 nucleotides. RefSeq lists its product as uncharacterized. Bases 1 to 237 code for a protein of 78 amino acids. Lineage: Eukaryota; Fungi; Ascomycota; Eurotiomycetes; Eurotiales; Aspergillaceae. The transcript is spliced from 2 exons. The record is from RefSeq and is a predicted model, not a curated record.